GAAUACAAUAUCUUAUCACAUUAAUUUGAUCAUAAAACCUCCAAAUUACAUUCCCCCAAUUCCACCAUGCAGCAGCCCACAUUACAUUCCUAAAACCUCCAAACAAAACGCAUACAUUCACAACGUGUUUGAUCAUCAAUCUCACCGAUCGAUUAACACAGGAAACCAAAGCUUCCGUUACACACACACACAGAGCGAAGAUGGUGGAAAAAGUUAGGUUACUGCUGCCGAUGCUGUUGUUGAUGUUAAUUCUGGUUCAAAAUGGUGAAUCUGUGUGGUUAACUUUACCUAGAUCGGGGAACAAGUGCGUGAUGGAGGAAAUUCACAACAAUGUCGUUGUUGUCGGAGAGUAUACCGUUGUUAUCUUUGAAGGUCUUAUUCGUUCUAAUCCAACCGUCUCCAUUACGGUUAUGUCACCUUCUGGGAACAUAAUUCACCACAAGGAGAACGCAACACAUGAUGAAUUUGCGUUCACAUCAACUGAGUCUGGGCUGUAUGCUACAUGUUUCUUGGAUGACCAACCUGGUGAAGGUGGUAAGUUAAUUGUUAAUAUUGAUUGGAAAAUGGGAGCUGCAGCAAAGGAUUGGGAUUCGAUUGCUAAAAAAGAAAAAAUUGAGGGCGUUGAACUCGAGUUGAGAAAGCUUGAAGGAGCUGUGGAGACCAUUCAUGGUUAUCUGGGAUACCACAAGAAAAGAGAGGCGGAAAUGAGGGGAGUGAGUGAGACCACCAAUUCCAGGGUGGCAUGGUACAGCAUCUCGUCGUUGGGUAUCUGCAUUUUGGCUUCGAGUGCACAACUAUGGUACUUGACCCGUUUCUUCCAAAAGAAGAAACUGAUCUAGAACUUCAACCCCUCGUGGUGAAGUCACUAGACCGGACUUAAAUUAUAGUGUUGUUCGUUCUCUUUUUCUUGAUUAUGGUGGAUUCAAGAUUUUAGUUGCCAUAUUCACUUUUACGAUAACUUAAUUAUAGUA
Helianthus annuus (common sunflower) is the source of this 971-nucleotide messenger RNA. Its product is annotated as transmembrane emp24 domain-containing protein p24delta4-like. The transcript has 4 exons. Gene Ontology annotation, cellular component: Golgi apparatus; endoplasmic reticulum-Golgi intermediate compartment; COPII-coated ER to Golgi transport vesicle. Gene Ontology annotation, biological process: Golgi organization; endoplasmic reticulum to Golgi vesicle-mediated transport; intracellular protein transport. Bases 201 to 839 code for a protein of 212 amino acids. NCBI's taxonomy places the organism in Eukaryota, Viridiplantae, Streptophyta, Magnoliopsida, Asterales, Asteraceae. The record is from RefSeq and is a predicted model, not a curated record.